This is a messenger RNA of Ostreococcus tauri, 291 nucleotides long. Its product is annotated as Cytochrome c oxidase assembly protein COX16. The record is from RefSeq and is a predicted model, not a curated record. The transcript has a single exon. Bases 1 to 291 code for a protein of 96 amino acids. Gene Ontology annotation, cellular component: mitochondrial membrane. NCBI's taxonomy places the organism in Eukaryota, Viridiplantae, Chlorophyta, Mamiellophyceae, Mamiellales, Bathycoccaceae.
AUGACGCCGGCGGAGUCGCGAUUCGUGCGACACGGCGUCCCGUUCGUGGCGCUGGUCGUGAUCGGAUCGUUUGGUCUUCAGAAACUCGUCGCGGGGCGGUUGGAGGCGCGCGACGCGGCGAGGACGGUGGAGGACCCGCGGGCGCCGGCGCGCGCGCAGCGGAGGCGCCGGGCGCGGCGGGCGAUGGACGUCGAGGGCGAGCAUCGACGAUUGAUCGAGGGACGAGAGAGCGAGGCGACGUAUGAGAUGAAACCGGUGUGGAGACCGCCCGGGGUGGAGGGUGGGCACUAG